Molecule: messenger RNA, 417 nt
Organism: Trichoderma harzianum CBS 226.95
Lineage: Eukaryota; Fungi; Ascomycota; Sordariomycetes; Hypocreales; Hypocreaceae
Exons: 2
Coding region: 1-417 (138 amino acids)
Biological process (GO): copper ion transmembrane transport; intracellular copper ion homeostasis
Cellular component (GO): plasma membrane
Molecular function (GO): copper ion transmembrane transporter activity
Source: RefSeq, a predicted model, not a curated record
AUGGCCACGAUCUUUUUCACCGCUACAAGCACCGCUCUCUUUUCAUCUUCCUGGAUUCCCCAAACCACUGGACAAUAUGCUGGAAAUUGCAUAUUUCUUAUAGCUUUUGCGACCGUCUUCAGAGCUCUCUUGGCAAUUCGGGUCAAUUUCCCCCAAGUCGUGGACGCAAUCGAACGCCGACGUCGUCACGGCAGAAUACCUUCACAUCUAGCCGAUUCCAAAACGACAAUACGCCCAUGGAGAGCCGAUGAAGCCAUAAAGCUGGCGUUCAUGGAUCUUAUUCUUACAGGCGUCGGGUAUUUAUUAAUGAUUGCGGUAAUGACUAUGAAUGUCGGCUACUUUCUAUCCGUCCUCGCUGGUGUUUUCUUGGGGAGCGUAAUAUUUAAUCGUUUCUUGGCUACUUCUACAGUUCAUUGA